Dermacentor silvarum is the source of this 748-nucleotide messenger RNA. RefSeq lists its product as uncharacterized. Lineage: Eukaryota; Metazoa; Arthropoda; Arachnida; Ixodida; Ixodidae. Bases 56 to 565 code for a protein of 169 amino acids. The record is from RefSeq and is a predicted model, not a curated record. The transcript has 4 exons.
CUUCUGAAUAUGUAGUAACACACCCAGUAAUACAAUCGCCGUUGGAGAAAGUGCAAUGCAAAUGCACUAUCUUACACUACUGAUCUUUCCAAUUCUCAUUACAGUCCUGCAGUGCCGGAGCGUUGGUAGGUCACCAUAUGAGACCGAAGACUAUGACAUUAAGAAGUUUGUGCACACGCCGGAACCCAUCUGGACGUACAAUACGACCUCCUACGGCAAUCUUCCCUGUAGGGUUGACGUAAUGCACAAUUUGACAGACCCUUUCAUCCUGUUCCACAGGUCAUAUUUCUUCGGCAUCACCAAAGUAACAAAUGAAAUGAUGGGAGCAUUUAGCCCGGAGCAUGAGAAUGCGAUGUUCGUCGGCCCUCAAGACUACGACCCAUGGUUUGACCUCCGGAUUAAAAAUUCUUCCACAGAAUUCGGCCCUGACAUUGACUGUGUGGUACGCUUCAAUGAGAUUGGGCAGCAAGGACAGCUUCUUUAUAUGCCGAACUGCCAAUACAUAAUUCGAACCAACAGAUUUGAAGCAACAUUUGUUAAGAACGAUCGACAAUUUUACACGUAGGUCGGUGUAGAUUUAACACGUCAUCGCGGAUAGAAUAGCCAGACUGCAAUCCGUCUUCACCCGAACUUUCACAAGAGCCUUUCGUACUUUCAUACGCAAUGAAAAGGAAAAAUGUAAAUUUUCUAUGUGCUUUUCAUGUUAAUAAAUCCCAAGUCAGCAAUCAUAUCAACCCAUCUUCAACCA